AUGUUCUUUUCCGGCAGGAAUCCCACUUUCAAUCCCGACAAGGACAUACCUGACCUGAGCGGGAAAGUCAUCCUCGUCACUGGAGGCAACAAUGGCCUCGGCAAAGAAAGUAUCAAGCAACUAGCAAAACACAGUCCUGCAAAAAUAUACAUGGGCGCCCGCAACAAGGAUAAGGCUCAUGCUGCAAUCGCAGAUAUACAAGAAGAAGUCCCUUCUGCAAGAAUCAUAUUUCUCGAAAUUGACCUGGCAUCCUUCUCUUCCAUCAAGAAGGCAGCUGCCACCUUUCUGGCUGAUAAUGACCGUCUCCACAUUCUCAUGAAUAACGCGGGUAUUUUCGCCGCCCCUCCUGGCUUGACAGAGGAGGGGUACGAAAUUCAAUUUGGGACAAACCAUAUGGGCCCAGCUCUACUCACCAAGUUGCUGCUGCCGGUCCUAGAAGCAACGGCCAGUAUUCCCGGGAGUGACGUUCGGAUUAUCAACGUCAGCUCCGAGAUAUACACCAUGGCUCCGAAAGGAGCCAUUCUUCUGGAUCAAGCAAAAUCGCCACUCACGGAGAUCACCACUGUGGCCCGCUAUGGUCAAUCGAAGCUCGCCAAUAUAUACUUCACCAAGUCCUAUGCGAAACUUCACCCAGCCAUCAAGUCUGUCUGCCUACAUCCAGGACUCGUUCGGACAGACAUUGGCAGAGGGAUGAAAGGCAUGUCACUUCUUUCGGUCCUUUUCAGCCUUUUCAACAAAGUGGCAUCAGUGGAUGUACCAACAGGUGCUUUGAAUCAGCUUUGGGCAAGCACCGUCCAGUCAGAGAGCGUCAAAUCUGGAGCAUACUACAUCCCCUUCUUUAAGGAGACAAAUCGGAUGGAUGCCAUGAGCGAUGCACAGAAAAUAGAAGAGCUGUGGGAGUGGACAGAACGGGAAUUAGAAACCCACACAUCUUGA
Messenger RNA from Penicillium maclennaniae, 936 nucleotides. RefSeq lists its product as uncharacterized. Bases 1 to 936 code for a protein of 311 amino acids. Lineage: Eukaryota; Fungi; Ascomycota; Eurotiomycetes; Eurotiales; Aspergillaceae. The record is from RefSeq and is a predicted model, not a curated record. The transcript has a single exon.